This is a messenger RNA of Papaver somniferum (opium poppy), 2660 nucleotides long. RefSeq names its product nitrate regulatory gene2 protein-like. The record is from RefSeq and is a predicted model, not a curated record. Lineage: Eukaryota; Viridiplantae; Streptophyta; Magnoliopsida; Ranunculales; Papaveraceae. The transcript has 4 exons. Bases 179 to 2461 code for a protein of 760 amino acids.
GUACUCAUACUUGGUCAUUACACACAGAGGCAGCCAACACCUCUUUCCAAAAAUUGUUAGGUUUCCAAGUUCCAAUCUUGGAAAAAAAAAAGAAGAAAAAAACCCCAAAAUCUCAAUGAGCUAGAACAAACCCUAGAUUUCAAAAUCUGAAGAAAAAAAAUCAGAUCUUUUUUCAGUGAUGGGGUGUACACAAUCGAAGAUAGAGAAUGAAGAAGCAGUAUCAAGAUGCAAAGAUCGGAAGCAAUUCAUGCGUGAAGCAGUAACAAAGAGGAAUGAAUUUGCAGCAGCACAUUCAUCCUAUUCAGUAGCUUUAAAGAACACAGGAGCAGCAUUAAGUGAUUAUUCACAUGGUGAAGUUAAUCUAUCAAACCAUCAAGAUCUAUUAAUUAAUCAUAACCUUAAUAAUCUUAGCAACCCAUUACCACCACCACCACCACUACCACCUAAUGCUACACAGCAACCAUCUUAUGAAGCUAAUUUACCCCCACCACCACCCCCAUUACCUAAUUUCUCACCUCAACCUCUUAAACGUGCUAAUACCAUGCCUGAGUUUAAUUUAUCCAAGCCUGAUCUGAAACAGCAGCAGGAGGAUACUAUACAGGAAGAAGAUGAAGAUGAGAAUGGGGGUGAGAGUGUGGGGCAUGAUUUAAACCAUCAUAGAAGAAGUAGAGGUGGGAGAAGUUUGAGUAAUGGUGGUAAACGUGAUGUUAGUAGUAGUGGUGGUGGUGGUGGAGGAGGAGGAGGAUCACAGCAGCCUCCAUCACCACCUCAUACUCCUGUACCACCACCACCACCAGAAUCUAAAGGUAUGACUUGGGAUUAUUUCUUUUCAAUGGAUAUGCCUCAUGUCCUGAAUGAGAAUGAUGAGAUUAGACCUGAUAAUGAUGAAACUGAGUAUCAUAUUCAUAAAAGUACUACUAGUGGGUUUAGAUCAGAGCAUGUUGUUCAUGAUGAUGGUGGGGGUAGUCACAGUAAUGGUCAUGUUCAUGUUAUUGAUGAUGAUGAGGUUGAACCUCAAACACCUGAGAAAGUGGCUGAGCCUCAAGUGCAGAAACCUAAAAUGGUUCAUUCAAAUACUGCUCCUACUGAGAGGACUCAACCAGGAGGAAAAGGUGGAAAGACUGUGAGUUUGUUGCAGGUUUUGGCUGCCUUAGAUGAUCAUUUUCUUAAAGCUUCUGAAAGUGCUCAUGAUGUUUCUAGGAUGCUUGAGGCUACGCGUUUGCAUUAUCAUUCCAAUUUUGCUGAUAAUUCAGCUAAUAUUAAUCACUCAGAAAGGGUUAUGCGUGUUAUUACGUGGAAUAGGUCUUUCAGAAAUAUGGGCAACGGUGACGAUGGGAAGGAUGAUUUUGAUUUAGAAGAUAAGGACGAGACUCAUGCCACUGUUUUGGAUAAGUUGCUUGCAUGGGAGAAAAAACUUUAUGAUGAAGUGAAGGCAGGUGAGCUUAUGAAGCUUGAAUAUCAGAGAAAGGUUGCUUUGUUGAAUAAGCAAAAAAAGCGUGGUUCUAGCUCUGAAGCAUUGGAGAAAACAAAGGCAGCUGUAAGUCACUUGCAUACGAGGUACAUUGUUGACAUGCAGUCCAUGGACUCAACCGUUUCAGAGAUCAACCGUCUGCGUGACAAACAGUUGUAUCCAAAGCUUACUAAGUUGGUCGAAGGGAUGGCUGCAAUGUGGGAGGCAAUGCAGCAACAUCAUGUCAACCAGCUGAAAAUUUCUGCGGGUCUUAAGUUCGUUGAUAUAAACCAGACCACAAAUGAAACAAGUGAACAACACCAUGAGCGAACUAUUCAGCUUUGGGGAGUGGUCCAAGAAUGGCAUGGAAGUUUUUCUAAACUUGUGAGUCAUCAAAAAGAGUACAUACAAGCCCUUAAUAGUUGGUUGAAGCUGAACCUUAUCCCGAUCGAGAGCAGCCUAAAGGAGAAAGUCUCAUCUCCACCAAGAGUGACUCACCCCGCGAUCCAACCCCUAUUGCAAGCCUGGCACGAACAUCUGGAGAAGCUUCCGAAUGAGUUGGCAGGAAAUGCCAUUUUCAGUUUUGCAGGAGUCAUCAACAACAUCAAAAUUCAUCAGGAGCAAGAGAUGAAACUGAAAGAGAAGUGUGACGACACCAGGAGAGAGUUCUCGAGAAAGAGCCGUGCUUUCGAGGACUGGCACCACAAGUAUACACAACGAAGAACGCCACCAGAUGAGAUGGACCCAGAUAGAAGUGAAGAUCCAAACCACAAGGAUCCAGUUGCAGAGAGGCAGUUUGUUGUGGAGAGUUUGAAAAAGAGACUCGAGGAAGAGUUGGAAGAAUAUCACACUCAUUGCAGACAGGUGAGAGAGAAGUCGGUAAUGAGUUUGAGGAAUCACUUGCCCGAGCUAUUCCGUGCCAUGAGCGAUUUCUCUUCUGCAUGUUCAGACAUGUACAAAAGGUUGGAGUCCAUCUCGAAUUCACAGAAGUCAUCUGGAAACCCGGCCUAAAAAAUUUCCUGUGCUAUGUAUAGUUGGUAGCUGUUGUAUUUUAAUGUUAUCUUAAACUAACUUGCUUGUGUUGCAGUUUUUCUGGUGACAGCACUAGAAGUAGUAAUGUAUCUCCGUAACUUAAAUUUUCUUCUUUCCUGUGCACAUAAGGUUUGGUAGUCCUUUAUAAGCUUUACUUAUAUGAAGUUUUUAUCUUUCA